Molecule: messenger RNA, 1298 nt
Organism: Zingiber officinale
Lineage: Eukaryota; Viridiplantae; Streptophyta; Magnoliopsida; Zingiberales; Zingiberaceae
Product: uric acid degradation bifunctional protein TTL-like
Exons: 5
Coding region: 116-1087 (323 amino acids)
Biological process (GO): purine nucleobase metabolic process
Molecular function (GO): carboxy-lyase activity; hydroxyisourate hydrolase activity
Source: RefSeq, a predicted model, not a curated record
AGGUCGUAGAGAGUGAGCGGGAGGGAGAGGCGAGGAGAGAGUUGGGGAGAGGGAUCGACGGAGCCGAGUAGGAGGAACGCCGGAAAGAUGGCGUCUUUUUCGUGGACGGAGGAGGAUGUGCUACGGUGCUGCGGCAGCAAGCGUUUCGCCAAGGAGCUCGCCUCCGCCUCGCCCUUUUCCGACCUCCACCACGCGAUCCAGUCCGCCCGCGGGAUCUGGUUCAACAAGAUCGACGUCGCCGGAUGGCUCGAGGCCUUCGCGGCUCACCCGCCGAUCGGAUCCAUCUCUCCCUCCGUUUCGCAGUCACUAUUCUUUCAAUCCCUCUCAUUCCUUUUUCUAUUCUGGAAUCCUUUUAACUUUUUUUAUUGUUGGCCGGAUUAGGUGGUCCAAGGAAGAACAAUCUGCUGCAAUAGCUACCGCCACUGAUACCACGUUGCAGGAAUUGGUGGACUGGAAUAUCCGUUACCAGGAGAAGUUUGGGUUUGUGUUCCUCAUCUGCGCCUCUGGAAGGGGCACACCGGAGAUCCUUGCUGAAUUGAAGAAACGCUAUGUGAAUAGGCCCAUUGUUGAACUUGAAAUAGCAGCACAAGAGGAGAUGAAAAUAAUCGAACUGCGUCUUGCUAGGCUUGUAAAAUCUGAUGUUGGAUCAAACAGUUCAGCCCCCUCUUCUCUUCCUGUGAAUUCUUCCAUCACAGCAGGCGGCAGCUCUCGCACCCGCCCACCCAUCACAACCCACGUCUUGGACAUUGCGCGUGGCUCUCCAGCCUCAGGCAUGGAUGUUCACUUGGAGAUGUGGAAGGGAACUUCACAGCAGCCAUUGUUCUCGAACCGAGAAUCCACUGGCUGGGUAUUGGUAGGCUCAUCAACAACAAACACCGAUGGCCGUAGUGGUCAACUGAUGGGCAUUGUCGAUCAUAUUACUCCUGGCUUUUACCGGAUAAGUUUCGACACGGGCAAAUAUGCACCGUCAGGAUUCUUUCCUUAUGUUAGCAUUGUGUUUCAGGUGCGGAAGAAUCAGACAGGCGAUCACUUUCAUGUUCCAUUGUUGCAUGCUCCCUUUUCCUUCAGUACCUACAGGGGCAGCUAAACAAGCUCGGUAGAACAGUGUCUUAGAACAAGGUCAAGGUGGUUUAAUGAACAAUCUCUGGUUCAUCAUUGGUUUAGGGUUUUAUUCAUCUUUAAGCACAUUUUAAGUGUGAUGUUAUUGUAAGUGUUAUUGUGCAAUAAGCCUAUCAAUAAUUUCCUCCUGCAAGGAAUCACUGGUUAGUAAAAAUCUAUUGACACACAUUUUAGUUUGA